GAAAUAAUUCUUUCUACUUAAAUUUAAAAUUUAGUGUUUAACUCUAAAGAAAAGUUUUCAUUAUUUAACUUUUUUAUUUUAUAUUCACAUAAACUGUACUUAUUUUUGUUUAUUAAUGUAUACUGGUAGUAUAUAAUUCGUUGUUUAUAUAAGAUGUCCGAUUGGGAAAAUUGGUUUGAAAUUGCAAAACAGUGCAAAUAUUUGCCAGAAAAUGAUCUUAAGAAGUUAUGUCAAAUUGUCUGUGAUUUAUUGAUUGAAGAAGCUAAUAUUCAGCCAGUCAGUACUCCAGUUACUGUUUGCGGGGAUAUUCAUGGACAAUUUUAUGAUUUGGAAGAGCUUUUUCGUAGCGGUGGACAAGUUCCUGAUACAAACUAUGUUUUUAUGGGAGAUUUUGUAGAUCGUGGUUAUUAUAGUCUGGAAUCACUUACAAGAUUAUUAACACUUAAAGCUAAAUGGCCACAUCGAAUUACUUUACUUAGAGGAAAUCAUGAAUCAAGACAGAUUACACAAGUUUAUGGAUUCUAUGAUGAAUGUAUGAACAAAUAUGGAAAUGCAAAUGUGUGGAAGGAGUGCUGUAAAGUUUUUGAUUUGCUAUCUAUAGCUGCGUUGAUAGAUGAAGAAGUGUUUUGUGUUCAUGGUGGCUUAUCUCCUGAUAUCUCUACAUUGGAUCAAAUUCGAGUAAUUGAACGAAAUCAAGAAAUUCCUUAUAAAGGAGCAUUUUGUGAUUUAGUGUGGUCUGAUCCUGAAGAUAUUGAAAAAUGGACUGUUAGUCCACGUGGAGCUGGAUGGUUAUUUGGAUCUAAAGUUACUGAAGAAUUUAUGGAAAAGAAUCAGCUUGAGCUUAUUUGCAGAGCGCAUCAACUUGUAAAUGAAGGUUAUAAGUAUAUGUUUAAUGAAAAAUUAGUGACAGUUUGGUCAGCUCCUAAUUACUGCUAUCGUUGUGGUAAUGUAGCAUCAAUAUUAGAAUUUUCCACAGUUCAUGAACGUAAACCAAUAUUAUUUAAUGCAGUUCCUGAUGACCAACGAGUCAUUCCAGACAAAGCAGCUACACCAUAUUUCUUGUGAUAGAAAUAAACGAAAUUGCUUGUCAAAGAAUUUCAAAUUAUUUAAGAUCUUUUUUAUUAUAAUUAUAUACUUAUAUGUUGUAAUGAUUACAAUAUGUAAAAUAUGUGUGUCAAUAUUGAUUAAAAAUUAAAUUUUUUAGUUGAAGUAUUUA
Molecule: messenger RNA, 1216 nt
Organism: Daktulosphaira vitifoliae (grape phylloxera)
Lineage: Eukaryota; Metazoa; Arthropoda; Insecta; Hemiptera; Phylloxeridae
Gene: PpV
Product: serine/threonine-protein phosphatase 6 catalytic subunit
Exons: 7
Coding region: 154-1065 (303 amino acids)
Biological process (GO): G1/S transition of mitotic cell cycle; peptidyl-serine dephosphorylation
Cellular component (GO): cytoplasm
Molecular function (GO): protein serine/threonine phosphatase activity
Source: RefSeq, a predicted model, not a curated record